Molecule: messenger RNA, 1335 nt
Organism: Erigeron canadensis
Lineage: Eukaryota; Viridiplantae; Streptophyta; Magnoliopsida; Asterales; Asteraceae
Product: transcriptional regulator STERILE APETALA
Exons: 3
Coding region: 1-1335 (444 amino acids)
Cellular component (GO): preribosome, large subunit precursor
Molecular function (GO): protein binding
Source: RefSeq, a predicted model, not a curated record
AUGUCAACGUCCUCGUCUUCUUCGUCACAUGACGGUGGAGACGGUGGCAAUGGCGGCGGUGGUGGAGGUGAGUUCGAUGAGCCACCACAUGCUCGUCAGCGUUUCAACUCGGGUGUGUGGCCUGAACCGUUUCUCGAAGCACUUGCUUCACAAAUCGCCAUUGAUUCUGCCCUCACAGAUGGUCGCCUUGCUGCUGCUCCUGCUCUUUUUAAUAUUUUCCAGGUAUGUCGAACAUGGCGAACGGUAUCCCAGUCUGACCUCCUUUGGCAAACCCUGACACGGCGUAUAUGGCGUCGUAAUCACCUCCUCCAUCCGACAUGGUAUGAAGAAUACAUUUACCGCCAUAGAACAACUAGAAACUUCCGUGAUAGAAGGUAUAUCUACAACACCCUCAACUUCCCUCCGAAUGAUAACAAUAAUAAUAAUAACAAUAACGAAAUUCUCUCCUGCCGCCGCCUUGCACUAUCUGAUUACCAUCUUGCUGCUGGUUUUUCCGAUGGGUCUGUUCGCCUAUUUCACCUUCCCACGAGGCAUCACGUGUCAACCUUCCAUCCUCUUCAACGUAACCAUCUUGGCCCGUUCUCUCGCACCGUCUGUGGGAUCUUUUUUACAGAUAACAGGCUUGUAUUUGCCUCACAUGAUGGUGAUAUUCAUGUUGCAUCUAUCAACGUUCCCGGAGUCACACGGAGGGCUUACUUAGGUGAUGUGGUAACUGACGGUGUCCUUGUAGAUUUUGCUGGUUGUAACCAGUGGUGGGUCGGUCUUUAUGCAGGUGUUCCAAACCGUGCCUUUCAUGUACGAAAUGGAAAUACGGAAGAACUUGUAUUCAUUGGUGGCACACUGACUGACCCAGACGCAGUAAUUGGCUGGCACUUACUCACAGACCUGACUGAGCAUGUUGGUCGAAUCCGCAUAACAAAUGAUGAUCUUGCGGUAGGUUUUACGAGAAGCAGGGUCAUUGUAUUUGAUUUGAGAAGCCAAGUAAUUUUAGGAGAGGUUGUAAGGCAGAUAAGCGUUGGUGCAGCUGACGCUUAUGAUGGAGCUCUCGUGUUUGUAAAUAGUAGGGGUGUAGCUAAUGUACGCCAAGUGGGUAGUUUGCAAGAAAUCUGUAGGUUUAUGGCUCGUGGUGGGUCGCUUGGGUGUAUGAAUGGUGGCUAUGGUUUUAUGUGCAUUGGGGGUGGGAUUAGAGUUUGGGAAUUGAAUCAUGGAGCGCACUUGUAUAUUUUAAGAGAACGGAUAGGGGAUGCAACCGCGCUCAUUGCAGAUGAACGGUAUGUAGCAGCUUGUACCAAUGAUCACACCAUUCAUUUAUGGGAUUUUGGAGCACGUGACUAG